UGAAAUUGGAUUGUGUCCUGUUUGCAGUACAUCAAGCCAAGGGGCCACAAUGGCUGACACUGAGACUAAGAAGAUGAAGAGGAAGCACCUCAAGCUGUAUUCUAAGGCUACGUUUACCGGCUACAAGCGUGGCCUCAGGAACCAGUACGAGACCUUUGCUCUCCUGAAGCUGGAGGGAACCUUCAAUAAGGAGGAUGCUAAACACUACCUUGGCAAGCGCUGUGUCUACGUUUACAAGGGCAAGAACAAGUCUCGGGUGCCGGGAGCGCCCAACCAGCACAAGAACCGCCUGCGUGCCAUGUGGGGCAAGGUGGUGCGGAUCCACGGCAACAGCGGCUCGGUACGCGCGCAGUUCAAGCGCAACCUGCCUCCGAACGCUAUGGGCAAGACUGUGCGCGUGAUGAUGUACCCCUCGAGGAGCCAGUGAUCCAAUACAGUGACUCGACCACA
Molecule: messenger RNA, 450 nt
Organism: Amphibalanus amphitrite
Lineage: Eukaryota; Metazoa; Arthropoda; Thecostraca; Balanomorpha; Balanidae
Product: 60S ribosomal protein L35a-like
Exons: 2
Coding region: 50-427 (125 amino acids)
Biological process (GO): ribosomal large subunit biogenesis; cytoplasmic translation
Cellular component (GO): cytosolic large ribosomal subunit; ribosome
Molecular function (GO): structural constituent of ribosome
Source: RefSeq, a predicted model, not a curated record